AUGUCGCCGUCCAUUGCGUCUUUCCGCCGGCAGCAUUUGCUGGUCGAGUUCUCUAGUCUGCGCUAUGCACAGCUCGACGGCGUCUUCGUGAGCAUCACACCAGGCGACCCGUCGCUGUGGGUAGGCGUCAUCUUCGUGCGGAAAGGUCCAUAUGCACCUGCAGUCUUGCGUUUCCAAGUAUCCUUCCCACCCAACUAUCCUACUCUGCCACCUCUCGUGACCUUUUCCACCGAUGUGUUCCACCCGUUGCUCACGCCACUGACGACGUACACUUACACGACUGGGUCUUCGGAUACCGAUACCGUCAGUGCAACGGAUGAUGAAAGGCUGCCGCCGGGAGGAUUCAGUCUUCGACACGGCUUCCCACAGUGGUUUGGACGGGCCGGAAAAUCUGCAACAGAACCUCGCAAAGCGAGUGGCUCGACUGUAGGCAGUCCGGCCCGGAGUGUUACGUCCGUACGUGCAGACUUUGAUAGCGUUACCAUGAACUCAUCCGACGUUGCUCCGCCUACCAUAGAAGUUCCAAUGGUCAUCAUGCUGGAUUACAUCCGCUCAACCUUUAGCGAAGAGUCGGUUUUGGACUCUGUGCCACUCCAAGCUGCAGCAAAUCCAGGCGCGUAUCAUGCCUGGCGAGCACACCGGGCCCCUUUCUUGCAGACGCAGCAGUCUCCCUCCGAGACUCUUCAGGGCACCUCAGAGAGCACACCUGAGAGUCCAUCACUGGGACGAAAUCGUCGCCCAGCAGAAUGGAACUGGGAGGGUGUGUGGGAAGAGCGUGUGAAGAAAGCAGUAAACGCCACCCUCUCUGAGCCUAUACUCUUCGGCGCUGGCGCCGGGGAAGACAUAAUUCGCUUUCGCAACGGCGACGUUGAGACCGCAGAGGAUAUGAAGAAGCAGCUAGAAGCGGUUGUAUCGAGGAUUGCAAAGACGUAA
Molecule: messenger RNA, 933 nt
Organism: Dothidotthia symphoricarpi CBS 119687
Lineage: Eukaryota; Fungi; Ascomycota; Dothideomycetes; Pleosporales; Dothidotthiaceae
Exons: 4
Coding region: 1-933 (310 amino acids)
Source: RefSeq, a predicted model, not a curated record